Molecule: messenger RNA, 3142 nt
Organism: Vitis riparia (riverbank grape)
Lineage: Eukaryota; Viridiplantae; Streptophyta; Magnoliopsida; Vitales; Vitaceae
Product: squamosa promoter-binding-like protein 2
Exons: 5
Coding region: 1225-2658 (477 amino acids)
Cellular component (GO): nucleus
Molecular function (GO): DNA binding
Source: RefSeq, a predicted model, not a curated record
UUAAGACAGUGUUUGGUUGCAAAGAAUUGGUUUCUGUUCUGAAUCACGCAGAGUUGAAAUUCCACUACGUCUGUUGUGGGAAUUUUUCUCUGAAUCUAGGGGUUAUGAAAUUUUGUUUCAAUUUAAGUUCCAAAUCUACUGAUAUAUGAAGCAAGCAAACGAGUAGAUUUGGAAUUAGGGCCACCAGUUCCGUGUAGCCCAAAGUGGUUUCUUCAAUUUGUACCAACUAUUAUUGCCUAGUAACUAAUGCAGGAUUCUUUAUCAAUCAGAGCCUAUGGGUAGUUUUGUUUGAGCUGAUUUUCAUCUUUUCUUUAGGUGGGGACGGGUUAAUUUGAAAUUUUGAGUGGCUAAAAGAGUGGCACCGUUGAAAUUAGGAUCUUUGAAUUUUAGAUGCAUAGGAUUUAGAUCCAAGGUGGUUGUGCUUCAUUUGAAAUGCUUUAACAUUUUUUGGUUAGUUGAUGGUGUAGUGACUCGGCCGACAAGCCUAAUAUGCCUUGUGUAUUAUUGGAAGUGAAUGCUUGAAGGUACUUGUUAUAGAUGACAAUAAAAGGUGAAACGUAUUGGAUCAAUCAGAUGAGUACUUCCUAGAAAUAAUUGGAGAGAGAUGAGUGGAUGCUGUUGUUUUGACAGGUUUGGAAGAAUCUGGGGUAAGAGUAAGGGUGGUUAAUUUUAUACAGGGCGGGCGAGAAAUGGUAUUUUUGUUGGAAUCUGUGCAGGAAGAGGACUUGGGUAGAAAGUGCGAUUUACCUCAAGUGUGGCAUCGGUUUGAGGAACAGUUACAUCAUUUAUUGGAAAAGCGUAAAUUAUAGAUAUGCCUGUGCAUUGAAUUGCUUUUACCAGUCAUAUUAGAUUUUUCUAAAUUGUGGGAACUCACAGUUGGAAGGUACUUGACUAACAAAGUCGUGGCUGGGAGGGUAGCAGAGUGAUUAGCUUCUCUGUGUUGUGCGAAAUGCAGGAUGGAGGAAUCCAAGUAUUAGUGGUAUAGGCUUUUUGACUUUGCAUCUAUUUUGGCUUCAAAUCUUGACUUAGAUACAGAGGAAUUAGAUUGUUACUGUGGAGUUGGGUGGAUUUGAGCAGCAUCAUCGGUUCUACUUGGUCGACUUGGGGAAGAAAGGACAAUCGAUAUCCUUCUCUAAAAGGGGAUAAGGAAUUUCCUUUCUGUGGCAUGUUAAUCCAGCAGGAUCUGCAACUGAAGUCUAUGGAGAAGAGGAGUGUGUGAGAUUUAUGAUUUCUUUCUCAAUGAUGGAGUGGAAUGCAAAAGCUCCCGUACAGUGGGACUGGGAGAACCUUGACAUUUUCAAUGCAAAAUCAACUGAAAUUCCAAAAAAGUUACAAUCAGACUGGGAAAUUGAAGGAGAAGGAGGAAUUGACACUGGUUCUUUCUAUUCAUCUGGAUGUGGUGCUGGUAGUGGUGGUUCUGGCUCUGAUUUGGGACAUGCAUAUUCAUCAAAGAGCUCAAAAUCAGCUUCAAUUGAUUCUUCAUCAAAGGUGGGAAUAAAGACAUCCAACUUCACUUUUGAGGCUUUCCAAGAUUUUUCUCAAGAUUUUAACAAGAAGAGAGAUUUGGAGAGGGCUGAGCCAACUGGAAGUUCUCCAAACCUUGAAGCCUCAAUUGGCUCUGGUGAACCUUUAAUUGGUCUAAAGCUUGGUAAAAGGACAUACUUCGAGGAUGUUUCUGCAGGGGGCAAUGCUAAGGGCUCAGUGUUUUCUGUGAUUCCCGUAUCAUCUGAUACCACAGCAAAGAGAUCCAGGUUAUCUUGUCAGAAUGCACAUGUCUCGCGCUGCCAAGUUGAAGGAUGCAACCUUGACCUUUCAACAGCCAAAGAUUACCAUCGCAAACAUAGAGUUUGUGAAAGUCAUACCAAAUGCCCAAAGGUCAUUGUAGGUGGUCUGGAGCGCCGUUUUUGCCAACAGUGUAGCAGGUUCCAUAGUUUGUCAGAGUUUGAUGAAAAGAAGAGAAGCUGUCGCAGGCGUCUUUCUGAUCACAAUGCACGCCGGCGCAAACCACAACCAGAAGGGAUCCAGUCAAAUUCGGCGAGGCUUUCAUCAUUCUAUGGUGGGAAGCAGCAAAUGAGUCUUGUGUUGAGCUCAGUCCCCAUUGUUCAUACAAGGCCUGCUGUAAAUCCUUCAUGGGAAGGCACAUGCAGCAAGUUCACACAAACAAAAGGGUUAGUAAGGCCUGGUAACACAGGAGGUAUCGACCGGCAGCUGCAUUUGCCUGGCAGUGAGCUGCAGAAUGGCAUUAGUACGCUUUGUCAUGAUUCCAGUAGGCUUUUGCACUCUAAGGGCGCAAUAGCUGAGGUUCUCAAUCAAGGUCUAGGGGAUUCUAUGAUCUCUUCCAACUUGGACACAUCACAGGAUCUUCGUCGUGCUCUCUCUCUUCUGUCAACGAAUUCUUGGGGCUCAUGUGAAACACAACCAAUUCCACCUGACCACCCUAUGCAUGUAAACCAAACCAGCAUGCCUCAAUCUAUUAUGCAUGCAGUGUCCCAAGGUAUGUUACAUUCAACCUCAGAACACUGGAGGACCGAGCUUCCCUCAACUGAUUCCCGGGUGCAUAUCUUGCCUUCACAAGGCGAUGGUAACACCCACUUUCAAGAGUUCAAGCUGUUCAAAGCGCCAUACGAGUCUGGCUUUUCUUCUGGUCAGUUGAACUGACUCCUUGAUUCCAAUCCCAGUGUAGGUCAUACGUUAUGAAAGGUCAGUAGGCUCUUGGAUUCACUUUCUAACAUCUUCAAAUAGUGGAGGGAACCAGGCAAUCCAAUGGUGAGAACCAUUAUGUGGUGGGAUCACCUGGUUCAAAUUGAUGCCAAAUUAAAUUGUCUCUAUUCUUUGCUUGUAGCCUCCUAAUUCAUCAUACUUUGCAAAAUGUUUGCCUGUCUCCACUUUAGUUUGAUAAAAAUGGUGUUUGAUGAGAAUGGACCAUCAUCUCCAGGAGCUAUCAACUUCCACUGCCACGGAUUCCAGGGACUGGCAUCUGGUCUCCUUGCAGUACUCAACAUGUGACAUGUAUUUUUGGUCCAUUGACAUGCAAAACACGAUCAUUUUGUAGUAUUGCGUUGAAACGUCUUGUAAUUUGGGUCAUUUUGUAACUGCGCUUUUGUUUCUAAGAAUUAGAAUUAUGAAUUAAUUAGUAACUCAA